Molecule: messenger RNA, 4539 nt
Organism: Chaetura pelagica (chimney swift)
Lineage: Eukaryota; Metazoa; Chordata; Aves; Apodiformes; Apodidae
Gene: ZFYVE16
Product: zinc finger, FYVE domain containing 16
Exons: 17
Coding region: 1-4539 (1512 amino acids)
Biological process (GO): protein targeting to lysosome; endosomal transport
Cellular component (GO): early endosome membrane
Molecular function (GO): metal ion binding
Source: RefSeq, a predicted model, not a curated record
AUGGACAGUUACUUCAAAGCUGCAGUAUGUGACUUGGACAAACUACUUGAUGAAUUUGAACAGAAUACAGAUGAAAAUGACUGCUACAGAACACCUCAAAAUCUGUAUGACUCAAAACGGCAUUCGCUCUCUUCAGUUCUGGAUUGCUUACAUCUGUACCCAACACCAAAACUGCAAGAGGGUGCUAAUGAUUGUAAUUCAUCAGAAGAAAUACCUCUAGCUAGCCACAUUGAAACAAGUGAAGUGCUUCUGAGUUACUCACCACAAAAUGAGCAGAGCAUUGCUGGACCUGAUCUUUUGUCUACUGUGGACAGUAGUUCUUUAAAUGAAAUUGAGGCUUCAAACCUGGGAAGGUGUAGUGUACCUGUGUGUGAUCUUGUUAAUGACACAGGUAGCUUAAUCCAUUCAGUGGCUGCUCAUGAAGAUACUCAAAAGUUACAGCCAGAUGACUUGCCAUGCAGUGAAGGUUCAAUUGGCUUUGGCAUAUCUUGCAUACCUGUUCCGACUUCUGGGUCAUCAGCAAGUUGCAGUGGUGCUUCAAGUACAGAGCAGAAUGAUGGGGACUCAGUGCUAGAAGAUUCAGGACACCUUAAAACAGAGGAGAUUAGUAAUUUAGGUUUUCAAUCAGACAGUUAUGCUACAGCAAAGGUCUCAGAUCCAUAUGAUGAUCAACACAGGACUGAAUCUGCAAAGUGCAGUGAAGUGUCUGAUCAGCCUGAACAAAUUGCUCACCCUGACACUGCAUGUGUCUCUGUAGCAUCACAGGAUUCAAAUGCGUACAGUCCCAAAGAUGAGAAAGCAUAUGAAAAAUGUCCUUGUGAACCACAAAAUGAGAGUGUGUGCUCUGCAGUAAGCAAAGAGACGUAUGGAAGAAAUGAAAUAGAAAAGGUAAAUUUAAAGGAUGGGACUAAGGUUGAAUCUAUGCCUUCAGAUCUGCCAGAGAGGCCUCAGUUGCACAAAAGCCACGCAACAUUAUCUGAAAAUUGUGUUUUACCAAUCUCAUGUCAAGCAGAAGCUGAAGUAGAAUUGGAAAAGAAAAUCACAGAAGAGGAUGUAGGUAACAAAGAAGUUAGUAGCAAUGAAAUACUAACUGGUGUUUCAAAUUCUUGUGUUUCAGCCAAUGACAUCCAGGCCUCUCUGUCAUGUCUUCCACUGCCUGUAUCUAUAUGUGGGUCAUUAGUUGUAAAGGAAGAAAAAGUUAAUCCCCUCCCUCAAAAUGAAAUGGCAGAGGUUAUUAGUGAUAUUUUAACUGUUCCUGCUGGAAGGUCUAAAACUGAUCUUUGCAGUAGAGAAUCCUGUGAAAACACUGACUUGCAUGAGCAGGAAGGAUAUAUAGCUAAAAUCAAUGAAAGUAUUGUGGGAAAAAGUACAGACGGAGAGAAGUUAGAUACUGAGGAUGUAAUUUAUAACAGUGAUUCUCAGCAAAUCAAAGCUUUUGCUUCUGCUUUUCUAGAAUAUGAAUCUGAGCCAUAUGGUAUUGGUGUAGACUCUUACUGUGAUGAAAGUAUGAGUGCAGUUAUGGCUAACUUUGCUGUUGAGGAAGAUGUUAUUAAAAGUGAUACUUUAAUAAGCGAUGCUGAGCUUGAUGAUUUCUUGUAUGGACAAGGCCUUCAGUCCCAUGUGUUAAAGGCUUCAGACAAUGGAAGUAACGUAAUGGAAGCUGAUGUAGGUGAAGGGAACUUAACAGAUGUGAAAAACCUGGAUUUCACAAAAGUCACUGAAGAAAAUACAAAAGCAGAAAUGGAGGAGAUGACUGAUGUGAAUAGUAAUCCUAAAGUAUCCCAUUCUGCCAGUGAAGCAGAAUCUGCAACAGAGGAGACUCUUCAGGACAUGACGGAGAGUGAUAGUGAAGCACUAGUUUCUAAUGUUUAUCUUGAAGGUGCAAGACCAAAGCAGAUGCUUGGCCUUUGCCAAGGUCAGAAACAACUGAAUAGAACUCAGGUACUUCAGAGAGAAAACCAGGAAGCCAGUCCUGUUACUCCAGAAACUUCCCUCUCAGGCAGCAGCAUAAAUGUUGGUAAAAGCUCCGAACAUAUGAACUCUGGGGAGAGCAGCUCUGAAGCUGGAGGGGGUCAAACAUCUGAAAAUGUAGAAUCACGUAAAAUGCCUGCAGCUCUCUCACGGAAACAGCCCUUGUGGAUUCCUGAUUCAGAGGCACCCAACUGCAUGAACUGCCAAGUCAAGUUCACAUUUACAAAAAGGCGACACCACUGUCGUGCAUGUGGAAAGGUUUUUUGUGGUGGCUGUUGCAAGCGAAAGUGCAAACUACAGUACAUGGAGAAGGAAGCAAGAGUCUGUACUGGCUGUUAUGAUGAUAUUAAUAAAGCACAGGCAUUUGAAAGGAUGAUGAGUCCCACUGGUCCUGUGCCCAGUUCCAGUGUCUCCUCUGAGUAUUCUUCUGCUGUUUCACCUUUGGAGGAAGCCCAGAUACCUGUUGGUGCUAGCACUCCUUCACCUUCUGGAGUGCUACCUAUCUCAGUACUUAAACAACCUGGUCUUGAAGGGCUGUGCCCCAAAGAGCAGAAGAGAGUUUGGUUUGCUGAUGGUAUUUUGCCAAACGGUGAAGUGGCAGAUACAACGAAACUUUCAUCUGGAGCAAAGACUCAGGACUGCAGUCCAGUAAACCCUGACUUGCCAGAGGUGCAUAUGGCUGGAAACGCAGGGGAGAAUGACAUAUUAACUGAUGUAAAUCCAAAACCUAAGGAAGAAAACGAUACAAGAAUGGAAGAAUUAUGUCCUUCUGUUUAUUCAGAUGAUGCUCAGCAGGCUAUUCCAAGCCAGAGUGAGGUUGGACACAGCUGUAAAUCUGUAAACAUAGAAGCUGGAGAGCAUUCUCCUCCUGCAGAAGCUGAGAAGACCAGUUCCAGUUCCACUGACCAGACUACAAGUGAUAUGCUUGUUAGUCCCAUCAGUUACAGAGCCCUGUGUGGUGUUGAAAACUGUGUUUGUAAAGAGAUGAGCCUUGUUCCUGAUGCUGAUAAACUGCCACCACUUUUGCUUGCAGUGGGCGAGAAAGGAAAAGAUCCUCUAGUGGAAGAACAUCCAUCUCAACAACAGGUUGCCUUGCUUCUUGUGGAAGGAGGUCCUAAUCCAUUAACUUUUAUUCUAAAUGCAAACUUGCUUGUGAAUGUCAAGCUGAUAACUUAUUCUUCAGAAAAGUGUUGGUACUUCUCAACGAAUGGACUACAUGGUUUGGGUCAGGCAGAAAUUGUCAUUCUGUUGAAGUGUUUGCCAGAUGAAGAGAUUUUUCCUAAUGAAAUAUUAACAUUCUUUAAUGACAUCUAUAAAGAUGCAACUAAAGGAAGGUUAAUAAGAAACAUGGAAAACAUUACUUUUACUGAAAACUUUCUCAGUAACAAAGAGCAUGGAGGAUUCCUGUUUGUUUCACCAACUUCUCAGAAACUUGAUGAUCUGAUUCUGCCAGAUAAACCUUUUCUUUGUGGCAUUCUCAUCCAUAAGCUGGAGAUACCCUGGGCAAAAGUUUUUCCAAUCCGUUUAAUGUUGAGAUUGGGAGCAGAAUACGGAGUAUAUCCAACACCUGUAGUAAGUAUAAGGCACCGGAAGCCACUCUUUGGAGAGGAAGGAAACACAGUUAUGAACCUACUUGUUGACCUUACAAAUUAUAAGUAUACUUUGCAUACCAUAGACAACCUGUUUGUUCAUGUGGAAAUGGGUAGAAGCUGUAUUAAAAUACCCCUAAGAAGAUACAAUGAGGUAAUGAAGGUGAUAAAUUCUUCUAAUGAACAUGUAAUUAGUAUUGGAGCAAGUUUUAACACUGAAGCAGAUUCUCACUUAGUGUAUGUGCAGAAUAAGCAUGGUCUCUAUCACACACAAGCUAUAAGUGCUACAGGAGAUCCUAGGAAAGUUACAGGUGUAAGUUUUGUGGUAUUUAAUGGAGCCUUAAAAGCAUCUUCAGGACUUUUAGCUAAAUCCAGUAUAGUUGAAGAUGGACUAAUGGUACAAAUAACACCAGAAACGAUGGAAAGCCUACGUCAGGCAUUAAGAGACAAGAAGGACUUCAAAAUAACUUGUGGCAAAGCGGAUACAGGAGACAUAAAAGAAUACGUAGAUAUUUGCUGGGUAGAAAAUGAAGAAAAAACAAACGAAGGAAUUUUAAGCCCAGUUGAUGGAAAAUCAAUGGAAGGAACUUGGUGUGAAAAAAUAGCACAAAGAGACUUAGAAAGAGAGGGAAAAGUUCUGAAUUGUACCGAAGUAUACUAUUUUCUGAAGGACCAUAGAGUAUCCAGUCCUGUUCCUCACCAGUUUGCUAAAGAGAUUGCUGCUGCUUGCAGUGCUGCUCUUCGCCCACACCUUAAAACCUUGAAAAAUAAUGGGAUGAACAAGAUAGGCCUGAGAGUUUCAAUUGACUCAGAUAUGUUCGAGUAUUCAGCUGGAUCUGGAGGUCACCCUCUUCCACAGAAGUAUCUGAAUGAAUUGGACAAUGAUCUGAUUCCUGUGAUUCAUGGUGGAAUGUCAGAUCCUACAAAUCUACCAUUGAAAAUGGAACUAAUAUUUUUCAUUAUAGAACAUCUGUUUUGA